Molecule: messenger RNA, 3350 nt
Organism: Ziziphus jujuba (common jujube)
Lineage: Eukaryota; Viridiplantae; Streptophyta; Magnoliopsida; Rosales; Rhamnaceae
Product: pentatricopeptide repeat-containing protein At4g13650-like
Biological process (GO): RNA modification
Molecular function (GO): RNA binding; zinc ion binding; protein binding
Source: RefSeq, a predicted model, not a curated record
AUGAGGAUAAGAGAACCAAAAACUGCAGCUUUGAUCUAUACCUCUGGAAUGGUUAACACAGGUGCCAAAAGUGAACAACAGAGAAAACUGACUGCAAGGAAGUUUUUCCUUGGGAGUAUGGUCAAGCCAAGUUUAGCUGGAUUUAGUAGUCCAGCAACUUCCUUAUGUGGCAUUCGUGCUAAUUCUCAGAGCUAUCUCUGUCUUUUAGAAUGGUGUUUGAAUUCUAGGUCCCUUUUAGAUUCUAAAAAGCUUCAUUGCAUGGUUUUGAAACUCCGUUUUGAUGGAGUACUCUGUGAUGGACAUGAUGCUUAUCUUGCAUGUGGUGAUUUGAACUUGGCAGUUAAGAUUCAUGAAAAUAUGCCUUACAGAAGUGUGUCUUUGUGGAACAAGAUCAUUGAUGGGUUUCUAGCAAAGAAGUUGACAGGUCAAGUACUGGGUCUCUUCCGUCAAAUGAUAGCUUCUAAAGUUUACCCUAAUGAGACCACAUUUGCUGGGUUGUUGAAGGCAUGUCGUGGUGGUAAUGUUGGUAUCCACUAUGUUGAACAAAUUCAUGCUAGGAUAAUUUAUCAUGGAUUUGGUGCUAGUUCACCCGUGUGUAAUCCCUUGAUUGAUUUAUAUUUUAAAAACAGGCAUGCAAAUUCUGCUAAAAAGGUCUUUAGCAAAUUGCAUUCGAGGGGAAGUGUUUCUUGGGUGGCUAUGAUUUCUGGUUUAUCUCAAAAUGGUUGUGAAAAGGAAGCUAUUCUCCUAUUCUGCCAAAUGCAUAUAUUGGGAAUCUCCCUUACUCCAUAUAUAUUCUCAAGUGCUCUAAGUGCCUGCACCAAGAUAGAGCUAUUUGCCAUGGGAGAGCAGAUUCAUUGUCUUGUUUUCAAGGGAGGAUUUUCUUUGGAAACAUAUGUGUGCAAUGCCCUUGUAACACUAUAUGCCCGCUUGGGGAACCUAAUAUCAGCUGAAAAAAUUUUCCACACAAUGAGUAACAGGGAUGAAGUUUCAUAUAAUUCACUCAUCUCCGGUCUAGCUCAGCAUGGAUUUAGUGAUAGAGCUCAGGAAUUGUUCAAGAACAUGCAGCUUGAUUGCUUAAAACCUGAUUGUGUCACAGUAGCAGGUCUUUUGAGUUCCUGUGCAUCAGUUGGAGCAUUGAAUAAAGGAAGACAACUACACUCAUAUGCAAUAAAAGAAGGAAUGUCUUCAGAUAUUAUCCUUGAAGGUUCGCUGCUUGAUCUUUAUGUGAAAUGCGCUGAUGUCAAAACUGCUCAUGAGUUUUUCCUUGCGACAGAGAAAGAAAAUGUGGUCCUAUGGAAUGUUAUGCUGGUUGCUUAUGGACAGUUGGAUGAUAUUGACGAAUCAUUCAAGAUUUUUAGGCAGAUGCAGAGAAAGGGCAUGAUUCCUAAUCAAUUCACCUAUCCAAGUAUUUUAAGAACUUGUACCUCUGUUGGAGCUCUUGAUCUAGGAGAGCAGAUUCACACUCAAGUUAUUAAAAAUUGUUUUCAGCAUAAUGUGUACGUGUGCAGUGUGCUUAUCGAUAUGUAUGGCAAGUAUGGAAAGCUAGAUACUGCGCUGAGAAUUCUGAGAAGGCUUACAGAGUAUGAUGUUGUUGCGUGGACAGCUAUGGUUGCAGGGUACAUGCAGCAUGAUUUGUUUACUGAAGCUCUUAAGAUUUUUAAAGAAAUGCAAUACCGAGGAAUCCAAUUCGACAACAUAGGCUUUUCAAGUGCAAUCAGUGCAUGCACGGGUAUUCAAGCACUCAAACAAGGAAGACAAAUCCAUGCUCAGUCGUAUGCCUUUGGCUAUUCUGAUGAUCUUUCAAUCGGCAAUGCUCUUGCUAGUCUCUAUGCCAGGUGUGGUAGGAUACGAGAAGCAUACCUAGCAUUUGAGAAAAUUGAUGCUAAAGAUAAUAUAUCCUGGAAUGGGUUGAUAUCUGGGUUUGCACAGAGUGGAUACUGUGAGGAGGCACUGCAAGUAUAUUCUCAGAUGAAUGAGGUUGGAGUUCAGGCUAAUUUAUUCACCUUUUGUUCUGCAGUUAGUGCAGCUGCUAAUUUAACAAAUACAAAACAAGGAAAGCAAAUCCAUGCUAUGAUUGUAAAGACUGGAUACAUUUCAGAAAUAGAGGUCUCAAAUGUUUUAAUUACGUUGUAUUCGAAGUGUGGAAACAUUAAUGAUGCCACAAGAGAGUUUCUUGAAAUGCCUGAAAAGAAUGAGGUUUCUUGGAAUGCCAUGAUCACUGGCUAUUCUCAACAUGGAUGUGGGGUUGAAGCACUUGCUCUUUUUAAGCAGAUGAAACAACUUGGUCUGAUGCCAACUCAUGUCACCUUUGUGGGUGUAUUGACUGCCUGUAGCCAUGUAGGUUUGGUGAAUGAAGGGCUUGAUUACUUUGAAUCUAUGACAAAAGAGCAUGAAUUAGUUCCUAAGCCUGAACAUUAUGCUUGUGUUGUUGAUCUUCUUGGUCGAGCUGGACGACUGAGCGAUGCAAGAAAAUUUAUAGCAGAGAUGCCUAUAAAACCAGAUGCCAUGGUUUGGAGGACCCUUUUAAGUGCUUGUAGGGUUCACAAGAACUUAGAAAUUGGAAAGGUUGCUGCCUGCAACCUUCUAGAGUUGGAACCUGAAGACUCGGCAACAUAUGUUCUCCUAUCCAAUAUGUAUGCUGUAACCGGGAAAUGGGAUCUUAGGGAUCAGACAAGGCAAUUAAUGAAAGAAAGGGGUGUGAAGAAAGAGCCUGGUCAGAGCUGGAUUGAGGUUGAGAACUCAAUUCAUGCAUUCUUUGUUGGUGACCGUCUCCAUCCAUCUGCAGAUAAGAUAUAUGAAUUCUUAGAAGAUUUGAAUAAGCAAGCAGCUAAAAUUGGCUAUAUGCAGGAACGCUAUAAUCUUUUAAACAAUCUUGAACAAGAACAGAAGGACCCAACAGUAUAUACUCACAGCGAGAAGCUGGCAAUUGCUUUUGGACUACUUAGUUUAACUAAUACAAUUCCUAUACACGUGAUUAAGAACCUCCGUGUCUGUAAUGAUUGCCAUAAUUGGAUUAAAUAUGUGUCAAAAAUCUCAAAUCGUGCAAUUGUGGUACGGGAUUCAUAUCGUUUUCAUCAUUUUGAAGGUGGACUAUGUUCUUGUAGAGAUUACUGGUAGAUUCGACUGUGGACAGGUGAUCAAGACGAGUUAAUUCAUAUCUUUGGAGCAUGAUUGUGCUCUCUAUUAUUGUUUCCUGUUAUAGAAGCCCGUUUUCCUUCCAGUCCGCUUGUCCAAGCAACCUGCUUCUUACUCUCAACAUCACAGGCGGUAGUUCUUUUGGGGUCAUAAUAUGAAAAUGGCAAUCACUCUCACAGCAAGCAGAAAAUUUGAUGCAAAAGUUAGUGCUGAUU